Messenger RNA from Desarmillaria tabescens, 3675 nucleotides. RefSeq lists its product as uncharacterized. The transcript has a single exon. The coding region runs from base 1 to 3675 and encodes 1224 amino acids. The record is from RefSeq and is a predicted model, not a curated record. Lineage: Eukaryota; Fungi; Basidiomycota; Agaricomycetes; Agaricales; Physalacriaceae.
AUGCUCGAUUAUGUCCAUGACUGGAAUAACCUUCGAACACGCGUAUACCUAGACGAAAAACUCCUGGCAGCUCUGCGCAAUCCUGACAGAGCUCGUGUUGUGAGAACGGAACAUUACCUUAAUGCUGUUCCUUCUAUACCGCAUUCCAAUCCUUUCAAGUCGAAGACCCCUUUUCAAGCCUCGUCCUCCGACUUGAGUUGGGAGGGAGUACACUAUACUGCCACAAGAGAUGAGGAACAGCAUCCUAGCAACUCGCGGGUCACUAAAACACAAAGUCAGUUUUGUCAAAGUGCGAAUUCCAAAGUCACCGAAUCUCAAGAUUUCGGUCUCAGUCGAUAUGAGAGUUUGCCUGCAGUAUCCCAUCGAGCUCGGAUUCCUGAAGACUUAGAUUGCAGAAAUCCUUCUGCGCACAAGAGCAUUUACCAAGGAUGUGCUCCUAGUGAUCUUGACUCGAGUCGAGGUGGCAACAAUGGAAACCGACUUCCGUCUCGUUGCAGUCCAUGCAAUUCACAAAUUCCUGCGUACCCCAGUCACUUAGAGUAUACCAGCAUUGACUUUGACACCGCUCUCAAAGCCACGGACAUACCUGCUUGCAACAGUAAUUCAAACACAAGGGAUAAUUGCGAGAACAAAUCCAUUAAUACGGCGGCUCUGAAUCAUAACAUCGGCAAUCCAAUCCCUCUCUAUUCAACCAAUAACGAGAUUCGUACCUUUCAAAUUGCUUCGAAUACGCCUUGCAUACCCUUUUCAGAAAGGAACAAAGCCUCCCGAUUACCACGUAAAGUCAGACGUCACAUCGACCGACUGCAGAAACGGCUACUGCGAAUGAUUUAUGCUACCCACAGGGUCACGUUCAAUAAUGGUGAUUGUCAGCGUAUACUGAUGGGAAUGCGAGAAUAUGUACUACGGCUGUCAGGAUUUACCAUCAUGGGAAGCGAAGCAACACGGGUCCCAGUAGGAGUGAAUACCCCGGAUCUCAAUGUCUUGCAGAUGGUCUUCGGUUCAGACUCAUAUAUCAUGCGUAACUUCCGAAUAGCACUUCGGAUGAUUUAUUCAUGGCCUAAGGUUCGUGUCGAGCAGAAGACGAAGUUUGUGGAGCCGACCGGCGAAACUGAAUGUCGAUUACAUAGGCAAUGUCUUAUUAGACACGGAAUCGAAGUGGAAAGUGCCAUAGUACUGUCACCUAUCGACCGGGAGCCCCGGGACUUUGAGGUCCGUGCCUUAGCAGAAGCAGUGAGCAAAUCAACCAAGUUCACAAGGCUCCAAUCGUACCACCGGACCCAAAAAUAUCAUCGUCGUCGACAAGUACCAAGAGCAGUCGGAGCCAAAAUGUGCAUUGUGAUACCUGCGAAGCCGCAGCCAACUGCCGGCAGUGACUUCCAAUUUCAUGGUGUAUCCCUUACGUCCCCGACAGAUGUUCCUACGAUCCCUAUCACGUUGGAAGAUACGAUGACUGAAAGAAAUUCAAAUCGACUACUCACAAAACAUCCUCGGAGUUCUGAGUCCAAUACGGCGUCUUUAAAGUGCAUGCCAGAGAAGACUGAGCGGGAUCAAUUAAAUCAGAAUAUUCAGCUGAGUAUCAGUUCAAAUGACAUACCCCGCUCCGUUCUUAUCAUGCCUAUUACAGUCUCCCCCGUUAUUCCUGCUGGAAACAAUGAAACUAGCGUACUCGGGUGUUCAACAGAUCUAGCACCGACUUGGCCAAUAUUGGAGAUUCAUACAACUAUCGUUGGGCUCAGACAAUGCAGUAUUGAUGCAUCAGGAGGUAAUUUUGAAGGGAUAUGCGUGGAAGUCGAAGUCCUGGCCAAUAGCUACCGACGCCGUCAGGAAGGAAGCCAGUACACUAGACCCUUGUGUAGAAAGAUCACGAAUAUUCGAGGGAAGGUCACGAUCAAGCCCAGUAUUGCCGUUGACAGUAGAAUUGAACGAAAAUCCAACACAUUUGGAGAGGAGCUAAAAUUGCGCGUAACAACGAGUGCAAGCAAAACAACACUAGGAAUGAUGCGACAGCAAAACGAAGUUCACGAUCAAUACCAUCAUCAAUAUCGUUCCCAUUUUGGAAACAGUUCACCGGCAACUACGAAAGCCGAUUCCCCUUGCUACCAUCGCACAAUGGAGCCAUCCUCUAUCCAUGCUUCUCCCAAACUACAUUCUGGUGUAUCCUGCGACGGAAAAUAUCUUGAAUCCAGUAUAAAUGUUAAACCAGGAACGCGACAUGGGGCUCAAACGUUUUGUCAACAUUUGAAACACUAUCCGAUACAAGGAGAGCUCCGACAUCUAGGAUAUGGUGCUAGAAUAUCGACUCAUGUUCACUCCCUGAUGGCGGAAUGUGUCUUAUUUCUCGAGCAACAUAUCAGCCGAGAAACUCAUCAGCAGCAAGGUUACGACGCACCGUAUCAUUUAGUCUCCCUCUCUGUCUUUCAUAUUUCAAACGUCUGCGGUUCUCCAACAGCAGUAGGAAACUGGAAUACAACCAGUCCUGUUUGCGUUCCUGGCAAAGGGUCUUACGGUGUUUGCAGAGGAAGCCAGGGAAUGAAGCGACGACCACACACCACUCGAAAGAGUCAGCGUAUUAAGACAGUGCGUAAUCUGCAUCAACUCACUAGCAGCAUGAUUGCACAGACAAUUCCAGAUGUCACCUCCAAAGAGUUCAGCACUGUCUCCGAACGCGACCUCAUCACGACAAUCUUCCAUUGCCUUCCCGGCUUCACUUUCACUCUUGCAGAUAAGGAACUUGGAGAAAUCACAGUCCAUCGGGUUUUGCAUAGAGUCCAGGAUUCCCGAUUUUCAUCGAUUUUUACUGUGCUACGGGAUCUUAUAACUGGCCUCGGAGAUCGACAGCAGCAUCUCCAAAGGAUUCCGCGCUCACCCCAAUUGGAAUUCCUUGUUCCGGGAUCAAUCAGUUUCCCUAGGUCUUCGGUUUACCGCCACCGGUCAAUAAUAGCAGAAGUUGCGGUGAUUAAGCCAGAGUCAAAACGACUACUCACAGAUCAUCCACGGAGUGUCGCGUUCGAUACAGUAUCAUUGAGGCUCAAUUGGAUAGAUAAAACCGAACACAAUCAAUUAAAUCAGCGUGUUUGGCUCAUCAAUAGUUCAAGCAACGUACUGAGUGACAUUUUUAUCACAUAUAUCGCCAUCUCUCACAGUAUCCCUUCUGGACAUGUGGAAACCAGUCUUCUCGAACGUUCUACAGGCCUAGCGCCGACUGAGCCACUAUCGGAGGUAGAAGUCAUUGGGCAUAAGCGAUGCCUACAUGCAUCAGGAAAUGAAGUGACCGAUACUGAGACCUCGAGGCAAUGUAAAAAGGUGGACACAAUGUCGAGCGUAAAUGGAACGAUGGCGGAAUCGAUUAGACGGCGAAAUCAUGAUGGGGCCCAUCAUCAAUAUCAUUCCCGUUUUAGAAACUGCUCCGAGGAACCGGCUCUUGCCAAUUCCCCGCUUCAUCGCACGAAGCCUUCCUCUAUUCGCGUAUCGUCCGACCUUCGUUUGUUCCCAUCCAAGCAUAAAGGAAGGUCUAAUCCACUGAAAAUGGUGCCCUUAGGUAUUUACUCUUAUACAUGCUUGUUAUUGCGGAACAAGUUUGUCAUUCCAGCCCGAUCUUCGACUCAUGUAACCGCAAAAGGGCCGGCCUGUAAUGCCAUUUCCAAAGGCAAUGAACCUUGUGCUCCUAUGUGA